This is a messenger RNA of Fraxinus pennsylvanica, 852 nucleotides long. Lineage: Eukaryota; Viridiplantae; Streptophyta; Magnoliopsida; Lamiales; Oleaceae. The record is from the annotation of a GenBank genome assembly.
AUGGCGGAGGAUCAGAGUGGACCUGUUGACGGUGUUGUUUCAGUGGAGCUUCCUGCGCCUGCUACUUGGAAAAAAUUGUGCAUGACAAAGAAGGGUGGUGCUUCAAGAAAGAACGAGGUUGUGUUUAUUGCGCCUACCGGAGAGGAGAUUAGUAGCCGGAAACAACUGGCGCAGUACCUAAAAUCACACACUGGAAAUCCGGCAAUAUCAGAAUUUGAUUGGGGAACUGGGGAAAUGCCUAGGAGAUCAGCAAGAAUCAGUGAGAAAGUCAGGGUAACACCACCGUCAAAAGAGAUUGAACCACCUAAGAAACGAGUCAGGAAAUCAUCAGGUACAAAGAAAGAAAAGGAAAUGGAAACUGGAAAAGAAGAAACAGGGGGCAAGAAAGACGCUGAAAUGCUGGAUGCUGAAGUUGAUGAAAAGAAAAAUGACGAAGGAAAGGAAAUUGAUCUGAGGGAGGAAAAUGAAGUCAAAACUGAAGGUAAAGCACAAGAAGACGCUGAUAAGAAAAGUGACACUGACAUCAAAUUGGACAGUAAAGAUCCAGAUGAAAAUGUUGUGACUGAAGCAAUGCCAAAUAUGGGAGAAAAAGUCGAAGAACAGGUACCUCCUUUGUUUGAAAAACCAGAUUCCGAGCCUGGAAACAUUGGGGCAGAUGAUGAGACCCAGGAUAAGCCAGAAAGCGUCACUGAAGCGGCCAGUGGAGCCGAAACUAAUGAAGUCCAAGAGAAUAGUGGCAUAUUUAAUUUGCAGGUGAAUAUAGAAGGGGACAUAAUGGAAAAUGGCAAGGUUAACCUAUCAGGAAACACAUUGCCUCCAAAUAAUCAUCCUCCUGUUCCUUUCAGUUGUUAA